AUGAUCUUCAAUCAGCAAAAAGCAUUCAAUCCUGAUAAGCAAAUACCUGACCUAUCGGGGAGAGUUGUUCUCGUUACCGGAGGGAAUAAUGGCCUGGGAAAGGAGACCGUAAAUCAGCUUGCAAAACACAACCCAGCCAGGAUCUACCUCGGAGCUCGAAAUCAAGAAAAAGCUCAGGCCGCCAUCGCCGCCAUUAAGAAAGGGAUACCGGAGGCAAAUGUUGUCUUUCUUGAGAUCGAUCUUGCAUCUUUCUCCUCUAUAGCCAAAGCUGUACGUGUGUUCUUGUCAGAGGGCGAUCGUCUCGACGUCCUUGUCAAUAAUGCCGGUAUCUUUGCGUGCCCACCGGGUCUUACGGAAGAUGGCUACGAGAUCCAAUUCGGUACCAACUAUAUGGGCCCAGCCCUCCUCACAAGAUUGCUCUUGCCUUGUUUGGAGAAAACAGCUGCAGUUCUAGGCAGCGACGUGCGUGUUGUCUUUUCAAAGCUUGCUGAAAUGUAUUUCGCUCGAUGCCUGGCCAAAUCCAACCCUGCCAUCACAACAAUCGCAGUCCACCCAGGAGUGGUUCGCACAGGCAUUAUGGACGGCCCAAUGUCAAACCCCAUCAUGAAGUGGCUUUUGCGAUUUGUAGGAAACGCAGCGUCUGUCGAUAUUCCAACAGGGACGUUGAAUCAAUUGUGGGCAUGCACGGUGCCACGUGAAACAAUUACAAAUGGUGGAAUGUACUACCCAGUUGGCAAAGAAUUCAAGGGGAGGAGAGAUGCACCAGAUGAAGAUGUAGCUAAGGAGUUAUGGUCAUGGACAGAAUCCGAACUAAAACACAUCGAGCUUUAA
Messenger RNA from Bipolaris maydis ATCC 48331, 831 nucleotides. The record is from RefSeq and is a predicted model, not a curated record. Lineage: Eukaryota; Fungi; Ascomycota; Dothideomycetes; Pleosporales; Pleosporaceae.